This is a messenger RNA of Cottoperca gobio, 2724 nucleotides long. RefSeq names its product UBX domain protein 6 (gene ubxn6). Lineage: Eukaryota; Metazoa; Chordata; Actinopteri; Perciformes; Bovichtidae. The transcript has 11 exons. Bases 153 to 1466 code for a protein of 437 amino acids. Gene Ontology annotation, molecular function: protein binding. The record is from RefSeq and is a predicted model, not a curated record. Gene Ontology annotation, cellular component: cytoplasm.
ACCCGCCAUAAAAACAAGAGAAGAAGAAGAAGAGGCUGAAGCGGAUUUCUAUCAACUGACACAAUUUUGUUUUGGUCCUCCUCCCAGCUAAGGUCUAGCUCUUCAUCUGUUUGUGUUUCUGCGAUUGAAUUUUUCUUUGACAGCUAACAGAUAUGAAGAAGUUUUUCGAUGGCAUUAAGAAAGACGUGAAGUUUAAAACUGCGGGACCUGGGAAGAAACUAACAGAAGAUACCAGUUUCAAGCCUGAGGUGGUGCAGAGCAGCUCCAGUGCUAAGCAUCAUCGCCAUGGUCCCAGUGAAGGAUCCCAGAGGGCUGGAGCCGCAGCCCUGGCCAGGAUUGAACAGCAUCCACGGCCAAAGGUCUACACCUCUCAGGACGCCAUCAGGAACCAAGUCCGAAAAGAACUGGAGGCGGCUUCAAUGGCUGAAAAAGAAAAGACGGAUACAGAAGAGAGAUCCAAAGUUCCAGUGAUAGAUCCCGCCUGUCUUUCAGUGUCAGGUGUGUAUUUCACCUGUCCGCUAACUGGAGCCACUUUAACUAAGAGUGAGAGGGAAGUACACAUUAAAGAGGCCAUUUUAAUGCGGUUUGAGGAGGAUGCAGUCGAGGCCUCUGUUAUGAUGGUGCACACAUUUAACAAAGACAGAGAGAAAGUAAAGGCUGCUGUGGACAUCAUAAGCAAGUAUAUUGAGAAUAUAUGCAAGAAUCCCACAGAGGAGAAAUUCAGGAAGGUUAAACUCAGCAACAAGGUGUACCAGGAGAAAGUGCGUUGUUUGGAGGGAAGUAGGGAGUUCCUCGAGGCCGUGGGCUUCACAAGCAUUAUGCUUCCUGUAGAGGGUCAAGAGGAGGACGAGGAGUUCCUGGUGUUACUAGAGUAUAGUCCCGAUGCCCUGGAGUUAAUGCAGGAGAGGAGAGAUCGUCUGCAGAGAGGAGAGCCUGUCAGAGCUCAGCUGGACAGACAGCCUCAAGCAUUCAGAUCCUCUCCCAACGCCCAACGCUUCGAGCUGCCGCCAGAAUUUUACAACCUGACAGCGGAGGAGCUCAAGAAGGAGCUACAGCAGAGGAGUGAGUUGGUGGAGAAGAACGCCAUGAUGCGCACUAAAGCCAUGAGGGAGAGAGAGGAGCAGAGGGAGAGAAGGAAAUACAACUACACUCUGCUCAGGAUCAGACUGCCUGAUGGAAACCUGCUACAAGGGACCUUCUAUGCAUGGGACCGGUUGCCGGUGCUGUUUGCGUUUGUACGGGAGUCCCUGGUGAACGGCUGGCAGCCCUUUGAGCUCAUCGCUCCUGGAAGUCAGAAGCUACAAGAGUCUGAAGAAGUCGCUCUUGCAGAAUGUAACUUGGUCCCUGCAGCUCUGCUCAUAUUUGCCUGGGAUGCAGCUGUACAGGCGGAUAUUGCAGCCGCAGGUGGAAAGAGCCCCGCCCUCCUCAAACCCGACCUGUUGAAAACCAUUCGGACCCUCAGCUGAGCCGUACACACUGUCCCUGAACUCGCCCUGCUACCUCCCCCCCUCUGGCACUACUGGGGUGGAAUUGCUCCUUAACAAACUAGCGAUACGUUUAUUUUUCACAAAUGCUAACUUAAAAGUCGGUAGCAGUGAUAGACUAGGGGCAACUUCACCUUAAAGCGUUUGUUUUGCUGAGCAUACCCCUUCUCUAUCCAUGUGGGGAUAAUGUCACCUCUCGGCAGCACAUUGUACGGAAGACAGCACGACUAACAGAGAAUGUCCAUGCUGUAGUAAGAAGCAGUGCUCUGUGCGCUUACCAACAAUAUCUACCGGUCAGGUAUACUUCACUGUGGCAUGUUGAGAGACCUUGUUUUAACUGUGUUCCACCCCUUGUUUGACGUAACACAGUUGGAUUAACAGUGUGGCUGUUCAGUCAUGUAGAGAAAAAUCAAGAGUAGUAAAGCCAAGUUUUGCACUUGUAUUUGGUGUCUCAGCACCGAGCUUCUGUCAUUUAAAAGCUGCUGGGUGUCUGUGCGCUGGCUUAGACUUGAUAUGCUAUUAGUUUUUGUCUGGCGGUGCUUAAGUUUAAACGGUGUUUUGUUUGUCAGCUGAUGGUCCGGUGUGAUACGAGUCUGGCUUGCCCGUUCGUCUCCUUCAGUGACCUUUCACUCGUUGACGUAAAACAGACUUCUUCUUUGAUAAUUAAAACUUCAAAUGUCAUUUCUAUUUAUGCGUAUGAGCAUAAACUCUAAUCAUAAUCAAACAUCAGAGAGCGCUAACCUCCCACAAGCAAUUUCCAAUAAAAAAAGUGUGUAUCCGCCCCCGUGCUUCGGAUCCUCUCCAACAUUUAAUGGGUUCUUCUUAACCCCACAUGGUCAGACCAGUCGCUUUUCCGUAAACCUGCUGACAAGGCAAACAAACUGAUAACAAAACCUUCUCGGUGAAGGUAAGAAGUGUUAGCCACGUGAUGGUGAUGCUAUAGCCAACAGAACUUGCAUUUGACCAGUUUUAAGCACUUUUCAGUAUUAUUUAAAACUUUAUAAAACACUAAAGAGUGGCCUCAAUGUACAAUUAAUUUAAAAGGCUAACUGCAGAAGCUUUAUGUAACCAACUUGCUCUGGCAUGCAGGCAGGCAUGAAUUACAUUUCUGUUGUUAAAACUGGCAGCGCGGACGUGUGUUGUCUUAAAGUCAUGCAUUUGUUUGUAUCAAACACAUUUCCUUGGGAUAAAAAAACAAAACAGAAAGGCUCCAUACUUCAAACAUGGUGGAAGUGGCAUC